GGAGCCAUCAUGGAAAUUGCACAAACUGUGGUGGAUACCCUGAAGCGUGGUGGCAAUGUGCUCAUCCCGGUAUCUCCCGUUGGCUCGGUCUACGACCUCAUAGACAUUGUCUCGAGAAGCAUUGAUGGUGCUGGUGGUUCUAUUUUGGAAACGCGGAUAUACUUCAUCUCACCUGUGGCGAAAGGUGCUUUGGCAUAUUCUAAUGUGAAUGCUGAAUGGCUCGCCGAGGCAAGGCAGAAUGCUGUUUAUGUUCCCGAAGAGCCUUUUGUGCACAUGGGGACUGGCACCGUACAAGCGCUGCGCAUGUUUGGUCUUUGCACAUCUUUGCUUUUCUGCAUUGUACAAAUUUUGUAUAUUUUAGCUAGUAAGGAAUGGAAGACUGAAGUUGUACGAGAAUAUAUACGAAUCUUUCUGCAGGGAGUACAAGACACCUUGUGUUCGAACUUGAUUUUCCAUGCUUAUUCCGAGUACAUAGAAUGUACCACAGGUAUUUACUGGUCACCCAUCACUACGAAUUGGCGACGCUCCACACUUACUGGAAAUGUGGGGAAAUGA
Messenger RNA from Cylicostephanus goldi, 555 nucleotides. Lineage: Eukaryota; Metazoa; Nematoda; Chromadorea; Rhabditida; Strongylidae. The record is from the annotation of a GenBank genome assembly.